Molecule: messenger RNA, 405 nt
Organism: Aspergillus niger
Lineage: Eukaryota; Fungi; Ascomycota; Eurotiomycetes; Eurotiales; Aspergillaceae
Exons: 2
Coding region: 1-405 (134 amino acids)
Source: RefSeq, a predicted model, not a curated record
AUGCAACGCCCUGGCAAAAGGACUGGGUUGUUGGUAGACGCAGAGACUGUCCAGGGUUUCCUUGAGCCGGACGGAGGAUUAUGUCCUCCUGAUUCACGCAUAGACGGUCGCUCCUCUAAAGAAUGGAAUAGUGAUUGGACAGGAAGUGGGGAUGAUACGUCCGCGUUAGCGAUGAGUUCCGGAGGGUUAUGUCCUCCUGAUUCACGCAUAAUGUUAGUUGCCAACGACUCAUACCAGUUGAAAGCGAAGGUGGUUGCUGACGAAAUGAAGCUUAGAUUGAUAGUACUCCUUAGCUUCGAAAAAAGAAUAACAAGGUUCCCUAAGCUGAUUGAUGAAGCGUUGAACGGUACGUCUGCUUCAGAUAUGAGUCCCGGAGGGUUAUGUCCUCCUGUUCACGCACGUUAA